AUGCCGGAGAUCAUUGACCAGCAUGACCACGGCAGUUUCAGUCCCAUGAUGAGGCAAGAAUCUCGAUUGGAAGGGAUUCAAAUGGUCCGCAACCUACAGUUGUCAAAGCAGUAUGGCCCUGUCUUCAGCAUCCAAAUGGGACCCCAGAAAAUUGUGGUGUUGACAGGAUAUGAGACAGUAAAGGAGGCUCUGGUUAAUCAGGCGGACGCAUUUGCAGACAGGCCCAUCAUACCAAUAUUUCAAGAGUUUGCACAAGGCUUUGGUGUAACUCUGUCUAAUGGUGGGAACUGGAAAGUGAUGCGACGGUUUGCUAUAAGCACAUUGCGGGACUACGGAAUGGGAAAGAAGACCAUAGAGGAAAAAAUUGUUGAGGAAUGUGGUGUCCUGAUAAAGAAAUUUGAAUCUUACGAAGGAAACCCAUUUGAGACAACCACAAUUAUGAAUGCAGCUGUUGCCAAUAUUAUAGUGGCCAUACUACUAGACAAGCGAUUUGAUUAUGAAGAUCCCACAUACAUAAGACUUCUGAAGUUGGUCAAUGAAAAUGUCCAGCUUCGAAGCUCUUCAGUCACGCUGUAUAACAUGUUUCCUGCUCUUGGCUUUCUUCUGGGGGCUCAUAAGACUGUCAUUCAAAACAGAGAUGAGCUGUUUGCCUUCAUAAAUGCCACCUUCAUAAAACACCUCAGAGAUCUGGAUGAAAAUGACCAGAGGAGCUUCAUUGACUCAUUUCUUAUCCAACAGCAAGAGGAGGGGAAGAAGAACAAGACGAAUGCAUAUUUCCACAACGAAAACUUAAAAAGUGUUGUGGCCGACUUAUUUGGUGCUGGCAUGGAGACAACUUCUACCACAUUGCGCUGGGGGAUGUUACUAAUGAUGAAAUAUCCUGAAAUUCAGAUAAAGGUCCAAGAAGAAAUUGCAAAGGUUGUGGGAUCUUCUCAGCCAAGGAUUGAACACCGCACAAAAAUGCCUUAUACAGAUGCCGUGGUCCAUGAGAUCCAGAGAUUUGCUGAUAUCGUCCCAACCAACCUGCCACAUGCCACAUCUACUGAUGUUACCCUCAAUGGGUACUUCAUUCCAAAGUUCUUUGGAUUUACUCUGCAUGUCACGGGAGGAGCGUGCCCGGUGCUUCUUCAAAAGCAACGGGUCGUUAAAACGUCGGAGACUCUGCACGGAGGUGAACGGACAUGUUCCUGA
Molecule: messenger RNA, 1191 nt
Organism: Lacerta agilis (Sand lizard)
Lineage: Eukaryota; Metazoa; Chordata; Lepidosauria; Squamata; Lacertidae
Product: cytochrome P450 2K6-like
Exons: 8
Coding region: 1-1191 (396 amino acids)
Biological process (GO): xenobiotic metabolic process
Cellular component (GO): cytoplasm; intracellular membrane-bounded organelle
Molecular function (GO): heme binding; oxidoreductase activity, acting on paired donors, with incorporation or reduction of molecular oxygen, reduced flavin or flavoprotein as one donor, and incorporation of one atom of oxygen; iron ion binding
Source: RefSeq, a predicted model, not a curated record